Caenorhabditis briggsae is the source of this 1152-nucleotide messenger RNA. Gene Ontology annotation, molecular function: G protein-coupled olfactory receptor activity. The record is from RefSeq and is a predicted model, not a curated record. The transcript is spliced from 7 exons. Bases 1 to 1152 code for a protein of 383 amino acids. Lineage: Eukaryota; Metazoa; Nematoda; Chromadorea; Rhabditida; Rhabditidae. Gene Ontology annotation, biological process: G protein-coupled receptor signaling pathway; olfactory behavior.
AUGGCUGAAAAUUCGGAAAGUUGGAAAAAUCCAAAAAAAAAAGAAAAAUUUUCGAAAAAAAAAUGCAAAAAGAUUCAAAAAAUAGGGUUUCAAAUUUUUUGGAUUCAGAAGUUUUUGUACCAGACUAAUAUUCCACGAACUCUUAUGUACCCGAUUUGUUUGUUUCUCCUGUUCGCCCACAUAUUGCAGAGUUUCGGGGAAUUUUCGAGACGUUCUAUUGCCUUCUGGACGCUGAUGUUGAGCUCCACACAUUUGCCUAUGGACCAGCUUUUACGGUUUUUCGAAGUUCCAAAAAUACGAUGUCCGAAAAAGCCGAUGGAUUUUAUAAACUUUCUGUCUGGUGUGGAACCUUCGGACUUUCGAUCGCUUUUUUUCGCUGUGCACUUCAUUUAUCGGUACGGAGCUGCUGAUUUGGCAUUUCAAAAAAAGUAUCUGGCUGGGAAGAAGCUGAUUUUCCUAUUUUUGGCUCCACUGGUUUAUGGGAUUUGGUGGACUGCGGUGGUUUUGACAAUGUUUCAGCCUAGUCCAGAAUCCGAUGAGUUCAUGAGAAUCAAUAUUUUCGAACCAACUAAAUUAGAUAUGAUAGAGCUCCACGAGUACUACAAAAAGGAAAUUAAAUUCACCAUUUUUCGAACAAGUCUCUUCAGAAUCCCUUUUCUUCGCCGUUAUGACACCCAACUUGAGCAUAUUUCCUAUGUAAUCGUCUGGUUUUAUACACCAAGUGGAGAGGUAAUUUGGUCCACAUUUCUCGCAGUUGUCUGUAAUUGGUUCAUGAUGUUCACUUCGUUUUUCUGUGUGAUUUAUUUCGGAAUCAAGUGCUAUUUAAAAAUCAAAAAAGCGUUGAAAACUUCGAAAAUGUCCUCGUAUUAUACGAAAUCAAUUCAGAACCAAUUGUUUCAAGCAUUGGUUAUACAGACUCUUAUUCCUUUUCUACUAAUGUAUGCUCCCGUGGGAAUGUUAUUUUCCUUCCCGAUGCUAAAUACAAAUGUUGGAUUUAUCAGUGGCUUUGUGGCAGCUACCAUUGCAAUCUAUCCAGCUGUGGACCCAUUGCCAACUAUGUUUAAUGUGAAAAAUUACAGAAAAACCAUUUUGUGUGGCUGUUUUAGGAAGAAAUCGAAAAAAGAUAAUAAAAAUGCUGUGGAGCUUGGAUGA